Messenger RNA from Dermacentor albipictus, 7076 nucleotides. Its product is annotated as leucine-rich repeat-containing protein 47-like. Gene Ontology annotation, molecular function: RNA binding; phenylalanine-tRNA ligase activity; protein binding. The record is from RefSeq and is a predicted model, not a curated record. Gene Ontology annotation, biological process: phenylalanyl-tRNA aminoacylation. Lineage: Eukaryota; Metazoa; Arthropoda; Arachnida; Ixodida; Ixodidae.
AAUGCGAAACUGACGCCAUUAAAAGCUCACUUCUCGCCGGUUGUCACCGCACAUCACCCCAAAAAUGGCGCCCGCGUGGCAAGAAGUUGACCACGCUCGAAUAGAAAAACGAUGCGAGCUUGUGCUAAGCGGCGCGGAAAUAUCGAAAAAGAUCGAAGAGGACUCUUUCGACGUCUCCGUGUACACUCUUUUUCACCUCAAUUUUUUAGAGGUUAGCCAUACGUGUCUGACGGCGAUGCCCGAUGGCAUCGCUCGUCUUGUCAACCUCACCCGACUUGCGCUGAAUGCGAACCAGCUUUCGAAGUUACCUCCCGAUUUGGGCAAACUCCGCAAGCUGAAGUUCCUCGACGUCUCAAGCAACUUUCUCGAGGAACUACCUGUCGAGCUGUCCAACCUCGGAGAACUGCAAAGCUUCAAUGUGAGCAACAACCGGCUCACGACGUUCCCCGACGAGUUUGCCAAGCUGACGCGCCUCAUCGUGUUAAACUUUUCCAGGAAUCAGCUUGAGGAAUUUCCCUCAUUUCUUUCUGGGGAGACCCGGUUCGAACAACUGUCCGAGCUUAUAGCCAACAGCAACCGCAUAGAAACGCUGCCGGGCAAGCUAUCCAACACCCUGCCGUCGCUCAAAUUGUUCGAUCUCGCUAGCAACUCUGUGAAGCAGGUUCCAGGUGAAAUUGGAGACAUAGGCAAGCUUAAGGAGCUCCUCCUGAAAGAUAAUCCGCUGAGUGACAAGCGCCUGAAGAAGUUGGUCGAACAGUGUCACUACAAGCAAGUCCUAGAAUACGUCAAAAGCCACUGUCCGCGAGAGUCGAAAGGCACGGGACAGGACAAGUCCGGUGCGUCCAAGAAAGGAAAGAAGAAAGGAACCAGUGCGCCCGUCGACGUCCAGGAGGUCCAGAAUGCCUUCGAAGUUCUCCAACUGAGUUCCCAGAGCCCCACGGUGAUAGUAACCGACGCUGUGCAGGAAGUGAGGCCUUACAUCGUCUGCUGCAUCAUCCGGAACGUCUAUCUUGACCGAGACAACCGACUUCGCAAGUUUCUUGCUCUCCAGAACAAAUUACACGACACCAUUUGUGUGAAGCGAUCCGAGGCUACGAUAGCUACUCACGACCUUACGAAAAUAACUGGGAAUGUCUACUACGAUGCCAUUGAGCCAGACAAGCUAAAGCUUAUACCACUGGGAAGAAAGCAGGAGGUGAGCGGCAAAGAGCUGUAUCGGCAAAUGACAGAGGAAGCAGAUGCCCUGCGCAAGGAGAAGAAGCGAAGCACCUAUCCGGGAAUAUACAAGUACUUGUACCUGCUCAAGGACAAGGCCCUGUACCCUUUCCUGAGAGAUGAAUCGAAGUUGGUCAUCUCCUUCCCACCAAUGACAAACAGCGACGGAACGAGGAUCUGUGAGCAGACGCGGGAUGUGUUUGCGGAAGUGACCGGCAACAACCUUCCGUUCUGCAAGAAGGUGAUGGAUGCCCUGUUAGCCGAAAGCCUUCAGCUCGGCCUAGGCAACGAGGAGACUCUCUCAGAGGCGGGAAGUACUGGUGACAGUGGCGCCACUACACAUAGGCUUCAGUUGGAGAAGGUCAAAGUAGUGGACAAGGACGGAAACCUGCGUGUUGUGUACCCUUCCAAGACAGACCUCGCCUGCCCGGGAAUCGUUGUCGAGCAGCGGUCCGAGUGAAGUCGAUCACGCAUUUUUGGGGAAAGGGGCGGGGGGCGGGGCUCUACUGCCGCUGUUCCAGAAAUGGACUGGUGUGACGUUCCUGGUGCCCUGUGGGCAUCUGGCUAUUAAAAGUGAUAGCAAGCAAAACAGAGGUUCACUGAAAGCUCAAAUCUUAUUAAAGUGAUAACAGUGGUCAAACAAGGGCUGUCGCUGGAGCUGCAACAAGGGUGCUUCUCCAUGGACAUUCCUUGCCCAAACCAUGUUAAAAAUUUGGAUUUUUAAAGGGACACUAAAGGAAAAUAUUAAGUGGAGUUACACCAACAGAUUGUUCGUCUAGAAGUCGAUCACAGUCUUUUUUUGUGCCAAUACGUGACCUUGGUGUGUUUGAAAUCGCUACCAAAGGUCCCACUGUUGCUCCUCAAUGAACCUUUACAGAAGUGCACAAGUACCAUUAGUGCCGGCCGCACUGCUGAUAGUUAGGCACAAGGCAUUGUUGGAAAAGGGGGCACAGGGCCACACGUGGCUAGGACACUGCAAGCAAACCGAACGCGCCAGUCAUCAGUGGGCAUGGUGGCCACCGCUCUGACUUCCCCUACUGCCUUGUGGCUGCUGCUGACAGUGCGCACGCAUUUCUAAAGAGGUCCAUCUGAAUCGCCUGUGCCAAACCAGAUGAGUUGACAUAAUCUCCACAUGACCGCCUUCUCUGCUGCUCUCUCUAAAUGAGCCAGUGCCGAUUUCACAUGAGGUAUUGUGGUCCAAAAUAGAUGGCGCCACUCUAACUUUCCAUUUUCUCAUUUACAAAAGCACUGUUCUUGCUAUGAGUGAUCAGUUCAUUACUACAGAAGCCUAAUUUUUUUUAUCUAGCUCGACUUAAUAUUUUCUUUUAGCACCCCUCAAAACAUUUUGCUCGCUCAUCAUAAUGCUACAUGUAUACUGAAAAAAGAUCACAAUGCCUGAGGUCAAAAGAACAUGGUUGUGUUGUCCGUGGCAUGAGAUUCGGGAUUCUUGCGCCGACAGGGAGAGGAAAGAGAGGAUUGGAUGUUUGGGGUGACUUAUGCUUUUGGUGUAUAGCCAUGAUGUCAGGGUGUGUAGCAGAGGUCAGGAAGGUGGGCAGGGUGAAGUGGAGAGUUGCUUCAGUGCUAGAACAUUUCCUGGAAUUUUCAUAGUCCCUAUAACACCAAACAAAAAGAAAUCAGGUUGGUGCAGGCUGCAGGCAUCCCCAGAAAUGGUGGCUACGCUACUGCACGGAAUGCUGAAAGUUACAUGGCAGUGCUUGGCUGUCUGCAGUUCCAAAAACAAACAUCUUUGCAGCGAAAGCCAUAGUAUGCUGCCUUUCAAUGUACAGGAGAACCUUGUUGACAGUUUCCUGUUUGUUGUGUUUGCCCAGCUUUUACGCCCUGAAGUGCAGGUCCUGUUUAGUUCACACAGCAUGGUGUGUAUUAGUUUUUUAGCAUGGUGUGUAUUUGCAUUUUAUGUUUCCCUUCCCGGUUGUUGCGUCCAAAAACUACAAUGGCCCACCACUGACAUCAUCGGCAGGGCUUAUGUUAACUGCCACUGUUGUGGCUUUUGAUACCUUGUACAAUUACUGAGACACGCACGGCUACGUUGAAACUGAAAAAGUGGCCGUUAUUAUUGAGCAUUUGACACAAAUGCAACAUAAAAAUUGCAAGCUUCAUUUUGUGUGAUUCAUGGCUACGAAUGCUCAUAGAAAGUCUUUAACAUUCAAUCUAACUGCUAGGCAGCGAUAGUGAGAUUUAUAUAGUAGGCUUUCAAUUGUUUGCUGGCUUCAAAUAAAGUUGUGUGUGGUGAUAGCUGUUUGCCUCAUCUGUAGUGCUGCCACAGCAUUACCAGAUGUUAUGUUUUCCUGGAUCACUUUUCUCAUAGUCCCCCUAAGAAUCUAAACGGUGUUCUACUGUACUUACAUGUAGCAUUCAGGAGCGCUGUAAACCAGGUUCACUGGCACAUUAUUUUUCUAUUUAAUUUUAGAGAACAGCUCUUAGGCGCUUUUUGCUGCAUUGAGCCUCGGCAUAACCGAGCAAACGAACACAGCAAAGGAUGAAGGAGCAAAUGCGGAGCUUAAUGGGGGAUGAAAGACAGCGAUAGCAAAGAGAGCCCAAGGAGGAAGGCUGAAAAGGAGAGUGCAACAUAACCGUGAGACGAAACGCGGAGAAGGGUAUGGCAAAAGUGUGAGAAGAAAAGCAUAGUCACACGCAAGAUGUGUUCUGCGGCGACGACCGCUACGAGGUGGCACCAGAGUAGCGCGCGUCAUCUGUUUACGGGUGAUGCCGUUGAUAAGGCAUGCGACAAGUGCGUCCACCGAUACCAUGUAUGGAAACAAAGCGCUGCGUGAACGGAAGUCUGUCUGCCGCAGCUGCUGUGAAUCGUGCCCACGCGCUGCCUCUUGCGAUCUCCCGAUUAGCGAGGCAGUCGCACCACACUUCGUUCCGUUUGCAACGUGCCGCACGAGACACAUUGUCCCACGCCAGCCAAUAUAUAGCGAAAUGAAAACACGUUUGCAGCUGCAUUCAAAUCUCACAUUAGGGGUAUUAUAAUCGUUGGUUGCAUUCAAAUUUCACAUUAGGGAGUAUUAUAAUUGUUGGUUAAUUCUUUUAUUAUGGAUUUUAUGCAAAGGAAUAAGAAACUGAACCACUUCUGUCUGCUUUUUGUACUGUACAGAUACCUUAAUGUUUCUUUGUAUUUUGUGAGAUAUAGAACAAGAAAGUUCAGCAUGAGAACUAUGAUCAUAGUUGUACCUUUAUAGCUGAGUGAAGAAGCCUGCUUUUGAAAUUUCUGGUGUCAUCUUCUCCACAGUGCUGCCAGGUCACGUUUAUAAGUUCUGUCUAUAUGUGAUGCCUGCUUUUCUAUUGGAUUAAUACACACUAGUUUUAAUACAAGCAAUGAAUGUCUCAAGCUUGCGUCUAUUCCGGCUGUCGAAAGUAGUAUUUCAUGGUGACUGGGCCAGGAUAUUGCUUAUACUGUGCUCACAAAAUGAAAUGUGACAGGGAAACUGCGUAGAACUCUUUAUACAUGCAAUCACUCGAUAGUACCAUGUCCACCUGCUGUGGUUGCUUAGUGGCUCUGGUGCUGCUAAGCGCGAGGUUGCGGGAUCGAAUUCCAGCCAUGGGGGCGAAAUGCAGAAACACCCGUGGUGCUUAGAUUUAGGUGCACAUUAAUGAAACCAGGUGGUACAAAUUAUUCCGGAAUCCACCACUAUGGUGUGCCUCAUAAUCAGAUUGUGGUUUUGGCACGUAAAAUCCCUUAAUUUAAUUUUUUAAUAGCACCACGUUCUGUCACAAUGAAUUGCUAAAGGUGACACGAACUCUGAUCCUAGUGUACGGUUUGAAAUUAUGCCGACGUUGCAAGAACUGCAGACACUGGUAACAAAAGUAUGCAUAUUAGUUUGCACUAAAUUGAUGUAUUUCAUUCUGUGAGCACUGUAAGUGGCUGGGACAGCGCAAUGCAAACCUGCUUAGAAAGGCAUGGGCCAGGCAGAAACGGAUGUGCAUUUCACUUUUUGGCAUGAGUGGAAGUACCUGCCUUAAACUUUAAGUACGCUGAAAGAUAGAACACUUCUUUCACCGGGUGACAGCCUUAAAGAAAGAUCAGAAGUUGUGUGUGCUUUUGAGCAUAGUGGUGACACUGUCUGCAAAAGGAGAGACACUGGUCACUAAUUGAAGAAUUAUGGGUUGAAUGUUGGCAGAUGUACAAACAACUUUUGAAACUGCAUAGGCACAUUGAACACAAACAAGCUGCACACACUCAUUGUCUGAGAAGUGUUGUGUUUCAGGAAAACCGCUUCCUUCCUCCUUUAAAAGUUGUCUGCCUGUACAAUUUACGGUGUGUCAAACCACAUUUGCCAUGCCAAAGACUGUGGAGGACAGGCAGUGAUGCCAUUUAGACUUCUAAUAACUUCAGAUUUUUAGUCAUUGAUCAAAAGAUAGUUGGAUCAAAUUUUCAGUUAAGUUUAAUCUUCACUGCAUCCACUAUAGCUGCUAACUGAAGGCAUUUUCUGCAGCUUAUGACAUAUAAAGCAGGCCUUAUGCACGUUUCUCUGGACACUGGCUGAUUGCAGUAAUUAAAUUCAUUCUUGGUUUCUGUGGGAUACACCUGCCAUGGCAGUUCUGCAUGAUGCUUUUGUUGGUUCUUUGCGGUGUCUUUAAUUUUAGCUCUUCUGGGUCCAUAUCUACACAAGUUUUGUUCUGUAAAUGCCUUUUGCGACUGGUCAUCGACGCAGUGCUUGUAACCACAUCAGUCGUAAUCCUGAGUGGCAGGAAACUCCAACACCAUCCAAUCAGGAAAUUCUUUUUAAGACCAACUGCAAUGAAAUGUCAGACUGUGUACUAAGUUUAGUUUCAAAUAGUCUAUUAUAUAGUGCUACUUCCACUACCAAUUUGUUGACUGAAGCCGAAGUGGAUGCAUCACAGAAAGAGAAAUUUAAUUCUUUUUCUUAUCUUUUUUUUUUUUAAGUAUUCAUAUCAAAACUGUCUUAAGGUUUGCUGGAAAUUAUGCAGAACCUUGACCAUGGAGAACUUCUGUGGCUUUUGGGCAUGGCCUUGAAGAUUGCAGCACCGACAACAUGCUGAAAAUCUGCUAACCUACCUAUGUACUUAUCACCUGUUUACAUGAGACAAUUAGACAGCUACCAGCCUUGCAGCAUUGCCGAAAUUGAUUCAAUGGUGUAUCUGAGCACUUAUAAUCAGUUUAACCAAAGGGAACUUUCAGUGCAGUUGACUUUCUAGUAAGGGACAUCUUUUGCAUAAAGACUCUGUUGUACACAUCAUUUGUAUUGUGGAAAGGGUAGACCGAAAGACACCAGGGGCUGCUUUCUUAAAUGGUCACUUUUGGGACUAUACAUUCACCUAUGCGAGAUUUUUCACAACUAGCGCCAAACACGUUGGCACCUGUGAGUGACAGUAUUCUCAGCACAGAGCCUAGGAUGCUAUUACCGGUGUAUGCUGAUGCUUCCAGUGAGUGUCACCACACGUGAUCAUUCAAGAGCACCACCUCAGGGAUAGGUGCUUUCUCGUGCUUACUUGUUUGCCAUUCCUUGAAUCAGUGUAAAAAGAGAGUAGAGCUGGAAUAAGAAGAAUGGCGCAUUUGCAGAAGGCUAUCGUAAUGGCACAACCAUGUGGCUGCUAAAAAUUCCUUUCUGUAUGUACUGGGCGUGUAAGAUUGUUGUGGUAUUUCUUCAGAGCCAAAAUGCAAUUGCCCUUUUGCAAGUGGAACAACUUGUGUUCAACUAGGAAAGGCAGCUGAUCUACAUGUUGCAUUGAUGAGGGCUUUGAAAUGGACUACUGCUUUUACUGAACUGCUGUGAAAAGUGAACCUUAAUUUAUUGAAUGUGUUAGAGUGCCAGUCAUCUUUGUUCUUUUCGAAGCACUGUUGAUUGAAGAAAUAAAAACGAAACACUUGCAUUGUA